GGCUGUUAGCCAUGGUUGUUAUAUGGUACCUCAGGCGCAGGAGCCAAAUGUGGCCCUCCAAACCUCUCCAUCUGGCUCUUGGGACUCUCCCGGGCCUUACCCCCUCCCACUCUCCCCAGGCUGUGUUCCUCUUUACACCCUCAAUGAGUGUUUGUGCCUGGCUGGAAUAUGUCCUUGAAUUCUGAUCUUGCUUGCCUGAAGGGAAGAGAGAGGGUGUGUGUGUAUAGAUACCAGCCUACUGUACGAAGGUGAUAUUUACAUUUGUUGCUUUGCUCCUGUUUGCCUCCAGCUCCGCCCACCACUGGCAUGUGACCCAGAAUGGAAUGCAGCCCUCGGGGUUGAAAAAGGUUCCCCACCCCCUGUGCAGCUUCCAGGUUCAGAGGUGGCAUCUUGCCCUGAAUAUCAGCUGCUUAUAGGCUCCCUGGGGGUAUCUGGUUCGGCCUCUGUGAGAAACAGGAGGCGGGACUAGAUGGUCAUUGGUCUAAUCCUGCAGGGUGCUUUUCAUCUUCGUAGGCCCUACGGGGAGCGUGUUAACCUUUAAUCUGAGAGAACCCGUUUGCCUUUUUACUGGUGUAACAGAUUUUUGUUUUGUUUUUAGGGAUCUGUUGUGCAAUAUAACUCAGGAGUGGGAAACCUGUGGUCCUCCAAAUGUUGUUGGACUAUGUUAGGGGCUGCCAAUCUUUUUGGGGCUGUGGGCACAUUUGCAAACAGGAGGAACCUGUGGACACCACACAUGCACACACACACACCACAACCAAGCACGCACUGCAAUAUAUUUUAUUAGCUAUGAUAGAAUGCUUCUUUCAAGCCUAAUUUCAGAAGGGAAGGGUAGGGGAUGGGCACGUGUGUGCACGCACCACCUUGGUUACCCCUAGACUACCUCAUCCCUGGUCAUGCUGGCUGGGGCUGAUGGGAGUUGGAGUCCAGCAACAUCUGGAAGGCCACAGGUUUCCCCACCUGGGAUCUACUGGCAGCGGCUCUCCGGAGUCUCAGGAACAGAUCUUUUCUCAGGCCUACCUAGAGAGACCAGGAACUGAAUCUGGGACCUGUUGCAUGCAAACCAGAAUAACAAUGGAAGAUCGAGACCCAUCAAGACCUCUGCAGAAGGAGAGAUCAGAGGCAGGAGGGAAAGAUCCUCAGGUUGUCCCAACUGGGGCCUUGAGAGAGUUUCAGAUGGAAAAUACUCUGCGGCAAAUUAAAGAAGAACCAGAGGAGCAUUGCUGGGAUAGCCAGUGGCAAGAGUUCCUGAAGACGAUGAAGAGCCCUCAGUCAGGAUGGAAAAAUCCACAGAUAUCUAAGCUCACACAAGAGGAGGAUACUAAGGACUUCCAGGCCUCCUUCAAGGCCAUUGUUGAUGGCACACGUACAGGUGCACGUGUGGCCCAAGCCCUCCUUGGCCUCCCCAGAGAAGCCCACGAGGCCCACCAAAGGCUGGAUCUUUCUGUGAAAGUUAAAGAAGAGGUUUCGGAUGAGAGAGCCCUCAGCUUGGAGAUGCGUUGCCUGCGCUUCCGCCAUUUCAGCUUCCAGGAGGCCGAAAGGCCCCGGGAAGUCUUGAGCCAGCUCUGGGAACUUUGCUGCCAGUGGCUGAUGCCAGAGAGGCACACCAAGGAGCAGAUCCUGGAGCUGGUAACCCUGGAGCAGUUCCUGGCCAUCUUACCCCUGGAUAUGCAGUGCUGGGUCAGGGAACGGGGCCCGGAGACCUGUGCGCAGGCCCUGGCCCUGGCAGAGGAUUUCCUGCUGAGGCUGCAAGAGGCCGACCAAGUGGGGAAAAAGCUUCCGGAACCUUUUCAAAUAGUGACUAUUAAAUCCCCAAAGUCAGAGGAGGAUCCAUCGGACACCGAGGAGUUGCUCCUUCCUCCAGAGACCACCCGGGAGAGUGACAACUUUGUCAUGUUGCUGGGCAAUGGGCAAGCAAAGUCAAAAGAGGGAAAUUUUCCAUUGCAAAGACUGAAGCAAGUUGAAUUCAAGUCAUCAUUGGGAGAAGCCAGAGAGAAUGCCUUGCUCUAUCAGGACAAGGAAGAAUGGCAUUUGAAUCAGCAGGGACUAGAAACAUUCCAGCAUAACCUUCCAUGGCAAAGAGCUGGGGGAAAUGUGCCUUGUGAGGAAGGUGACACAAGUGUAUGUGAAAGCCCAGCGAAACAAGGAAUCCUUCAGUGCGAGAGAAAAAAUAUGUGCACAGAGUGUGAAAAUCUUUGUCACAGCUUUAACUUUCCAAAGAGUCAGAGAAUGCAAGUGGGGGAAGACCUGGACAACUGCACCCUGUGUGGGAAAGCCUUGAAAACUGGUGCCUCCCUUCCUGUACACAAGGGGGCUUUCUCUGGAGAGAAACCAUAUCGGUGCUCAGAAUGUGGCAAAAGCUUUGGUUGGAAAUCGUCGCUCACUUCACACAAAAGAACCCACACAGGGGAGAAGCCGUACAAGUGCUCCGAGUGCGGGAAAAGCUUUGGGAUUAGCUCCCAGCUGGUGAGACAUAAGAGAAUCCACACAGAUCACUUGGUCGCAAUGCCAGCACACAAAAAAAGGAAAAUAGAUUUGGAGUGCCGUGUUUUUAAUAAGAAAUGGACGCAUGACUAUUUUUUUGUGGAGCUGAAAGGCAUGCCCGUUUGCCUGAUUUGUGGGGAAGCCCUCUCUGUCAUGAAAAAAGCCAACCUCCAGAGGCACUACAGAACAAAGCACAUCCAGUAUGAAGAGUUUCAAGGGCAGGUGCGCGAGGAGAAGGUCAAUGCGCUGAAGAUGGACUUGCACACCCAGCAAGGGAUUGCCCCAGAACCGAGAAAGGAAAUGGACAGCGUGGAGCAAGCCAGCUGCGUAGUGAGCGAGCUGGUCUCCAAAAAACUGCGGCCACUCUCGAGAGGUGAGCUUGUAAAGGAGUGCAUCGUUGCGACUGCCGCUCUCCUGGCUCCCGAGAAGCUGAAACUGUUUGAGAGUGUGAGCUUCUCCCGCAGGAGAGUGUCAGCGCAGAUAAAGAAUAUGGCUCGGAGUAUGGAAAGGUCUCUUGCAAAGGACCCCCAGGGUGCUGGAUUAGCAGAUACGAACUUGGAAAGCCAGCUAUUAGCAGCCACGCCAUUGAUGCCAGCAAACGAAACAGGGCUCAACAAAGAAGUGCAGCCUCAAGUAUCGCAUUAAAAAGCCGAUUAUAGAAGACGAUUCUGGACAUUGUUGGUUCCACCUACCAUUUCCUCUGGCUCCGCCUACCAACGGGCACCAGUCAGUUGCCACUGCUUCUGUUUGGAAACCAUCCCAUAGAUUUUUCCAAUGGGUCACUGGCCCUUCAUUUAAAAAAAAAAGACAAAAAGGUUCCUCACAACAAAGUGUAGGCUGGUGCAGAGGGCCUAAACCUAGAGGCAAAUUUGUGCAAUAGAGUAACAAAUAUUUAUAUCCUGAUUUUCUUCCAUGAUGGAACUCAAGGGGGCCUACAUGAGGAUUCUUGGGUGAUCUUUGUUCCUGGAGACAUAGUUAAUUUCUAGGACAUGGGAUCCCUUGUACUUUAAAACAUGAAAAUUACUAGCGAGUCAGUGUGAUAUUAUAGUUUAUUGCUCUAGGCCAGGGUGGGGAAACCUGCAGUCUCUCCAGAUGAUGUUGGGCUACAACUCCCAUCAUCCUAAACCAUUGGCCAUGGUGGCUGGGGCUGAUGGGAGCUAAAAUCUAAUGACACCUGGAGGGCCACAGGUUUUCCCCAGCCCUGGUCUAGACCUAGGAAUACAGGGGAUAAUACAAAUCCUUCCUCUGUUGUGAAGUUUACUGGAUGACUUCAAGCCAGUCACCCAUCUGUAUGUGAAACCUACCUUGCAGGGUUGUUAUGAGGAUAAGAUGUUGGAGGGAAGGAAAGAGCAAUAUCUGUUGCACUGAGCUUCAUGGAGAAGUGUGGAACAGAAAUGUAAGUCAAAAAUAAAAGGAGAGAACAUAGUUCUAAUCUGACUGCAAAGCAAGCUUUCUUUGUCCAAAGAUAAUACAUAGCAGAUGUAAGGAGCCUGUGAGUGGCCCUCUGGAUGUUGUUGGACUCCAGCUCCCAUCAACUUCAGCCAGCAUGGCCAAUGGCCGGGAAUGAUGGGAGUUGUAGCCCAGCGACACAUGGAAGGACGUUGGUCCCCCCCAUCUGUGGUAUUAUAGGGACAAGACACUAAAUGUCCAAGGUGGUCUCUGGUCUUCCCAGUCUAGUCAUGUGUUUUUAUGUAGGCACCCAGUAGACUGAGGAAAGAGAAUCCUGGGCUCUGUCUGAAAACCUGAAGCCAUCAGGAUAGCACAGAGCUUGUCCAUCCCUUGGUGCCAUGAGUCAGCUAAUGUCUUGUAGCUCAGAGGAAUUGGACAGAGGCAUAGCUUGUGAGUAGCCAAUCAGGGAAGCUUGUGCAUGGCCAAUUAGGGAAACUUGUGCUAAUACAACAUGUUCAUUUUCCAUGCUUAUGAAUGUUGGUUUGAAUCAAAUCGUCUGAGGUGUGGAAAUGUUAGGGAGAAUUUCUCCUUUACGCUCCCUUGGGAUAAUUUGACAGGAAUUAGGGAAGUUGGGAACAUUUGUAAGUUGUUUCCUGGAUGACAGAUAACGAAAUGCACAAUUCUUAGGGCCGACAGUUUGCUGCCUGCCAAAAUGGUGCUUGAGCCCUUUUUAAAAUGACAACUGGUCAUGUCAAACAGGCCAACAUGAGGUUCUUUUUGGACAUUAUCUGUUCUCUGGUUUACCUUUGCUUUUUUUAAAAAACAACAUCCACAUAAUUGUUGGUGGUGGUUAUGAUCUUGUCAGCUAAACCAAUUAAAAGUUUUUAACGCUAAAUGAGGUGUGAAAAAUACAUACAUGCACCAAUUUACACUUCAGGGGACAAUGCAGACACACUGAUCUCUGUAGAAAUACAUGCCAUACAGUUGGGAUAGAAGGGUGCUUGCCACAGUAAUCUGGUUUGCACAUUACAUUAAGCCAAGAGUGGAGAACCUCAGACCCAGGGCCCAAAUACUCUUGGAUAGCUCCCUCUCCAUGGCCCUGCUUCACACCCUCCUCAAGUAUUGUUGCCUGGCUGGAAGGUGUUCUUGAACUCUUGACCAUGCCUCUUGCUUCCCUGGAGGGAGGAAAGAGAGCAACGAGUGAGUGCAUGUUGAAACUAGCCUGCUGUACAAAGGUAAUGUUUGCAUUCAUUGUUCCACCUACUUUUGCCUCUGAGUCUGCCCACCACUGGCACGUGGCCCCUGGAAAGUGGUCUAGAAGGGAAUAUGGCUCUUAGUAUGAAAAAGGUUCCCUACUCCUGCACUAAACCAUGGUGAUAUGGUCAAGCCUUGGGUUCAUGUACUUCACCACCACCCUAUCUUUUCCCCUGAUUCCAGGUUUGGUUGCUUCAGUCAAAUUGUAAAGUACAGUUUGUUGGUUAUGGUUAAGCAAAAGCUAUGGUUAAGCAAAAACAGGAGUGGAAACUUCCAGCCUCUUUGAAGCUGUGUUAGAGGAGGGGUGGGGAACGUGAUCAUCUCUGGCCAUUGGCUGUGAUGGCUGGGGCUGAUGGGAGUUGGAAUCUAGAAUCUGGAGGCCUACAGAUUCCCCAUUGUCGAUUUAGCAUAGGAGACACCAACCUUUUAAGGCUCACUGGCAUAUCUGCAAACUGCAGAAAUGGUUAGAUCUAAUUUUGUUGGAAGGGAGGGUCAAAGGAGAGCCCCUGUAAGUACCAAGGAAGAUGUCCUAGGGGUGCAUGUGUGCCUGUGGGCACCAUGUUGGCAGCCCCUGAUUUAUCUUGAUGUCUGAAUGUAGCCAUUGUGUUCCAGGAAACCCAAGCACUUAGGAGUUCCUCAGUGAAUAGAGGUGCUUCUCAUCGCUACAAAUGCAUAUUGGUUUGGUACCGUUUAUAGCCAUAAUUUCCCUUUUGGCUGCCAAGAAGUCUAGGAAUUGUAGUCAGCUGAGGAUUCGUGCUAAGAUUUUUCUCUUAAGAUGUUCCUCCCUCCCUCCAGCCACAAUGCUAUAUAUUGUCCAGAACACAUAGCAGAAAAUGUGUCAGCACGUUAUUCCUACCUAUUCUUUCAUGGUUUAUGAAUGUGUCUGGUUUUGAUGCUUUAGAAUCCGUGGUUGAUCAACUUUUUGUUCAAAAUGGGUUUUGGGUGGGAAUGAGUUGAUACAAUUUUAAUAAUUCAGAGAGCUCAUUUCUAAAAUAUCAUUCUCAUGUAUCCCACUGUAUAGUUAGGUGAGGAUGGGGUUGGUUUUUUUACAAAAAUAAUUACUUAUAAACUGUCUGUUCCUGCACGUUCUGUUUUGUUCUGAGUGUGACCCGGCUCCUUUGGGAUGAAGGAUGGAAUAUAAAUUCAGUUUAAAGAAAUAAAGGAUACUGUGCAGACACUGGACUUGUCUGUUGCAAAGGUUUCAUUUCGCAGCAAAAACAACAAAAUGUCCUGUGCCAUCUUAAAUAACAUACAUAUGUCUUCAUGGAAUAGGGAACUCCACUGGCUGCCCAUUAGGUACUGGGCCAAGUUCAAGGUUUUGGUGUACAAAGCCAUGUGCAACUUGGGACCAGGAUACCUGAAAGACCGUCUUACCCCUUAUAUACCCAGUCGAUCACUGUGCUCUGCAGGUGAGGGCCUCCUGCAGAUACCAUCUUAUCGGGAGGUCCGCUCUGCACAAUAAAGGAAGUGGACCUUUAUUGUUGUGGCACCUACUCUUUGGAAUUCCCUCUCCUUAGAUAUCACACAGGUGCCAUCUCUGCUAUCUUUUCUAUUGAAGACCUUUCUCUUUCAACAAGCCUUUU
This is a messenger RNA of Rhineura floridana, 6707 nucleotides long. RefSeq names its product zinc finger protein 232-like. The record is from RefSeq and is a predicted model, not a curated record. Gene Ontology annotation, biological process: regulation of transcription by RNA polymerase II. The transcript has 6 exons. The coding region runs from base 910 to 3126 and encodes 738 amino acids. Lineage: Eukaryota; Metazoa; Chordata; Lepidosauria; Squamata; Rhineuridae. Gene Ontology annotation, molecular function: DNA-binding transcription factor activity, RNA polymerase II-specific; RNA polymerase II cis-regulatory region sequence-specific DNA binding.